AUGAACUCUAUCACUAGAAGCACUAACACUCCAUCAAAUGAUACAAACAAGAAAACGACACCUCCACCACCUACUUCUGCAGAGAAAGGAAAACCGCACACAGCUGUAACCCGCUCGGAGAAUUCAGCAACCUCAUCGCCACUACAGCUUCACGAUGGACUCCUCCCUCCCAAAGCUCAAACCUUGAGUCAAUCGUCACCGGUGCAGCACUCAUCUUCACCCACACCCUCGAUCAUCCAGAAUAAGAGAAUGCCCUCGUUUCGUACGGCAAUUAAUGAUGCUACCGAUACACCUCCAAAAAUAUUGACCAAUAACAGCCUGUCCAGAACCAACCUUCCUUCGAGCAUACAAUCCCCACCUCAGCUGAUACAUUCGGAAAUAGGAUCAUCAUCUUCUCCGCCACCAUUAACCACCACUGCCAACAGCGCUACUACUGCAUCUGCAUCUAAUCGCCCAAAUAUACCAUUGAGGCAUCCUAGUGUUUCAUUCAGCGAAGUUGAUUCUCAAGAAAGGCUUCGUCGAUUUACCAUUUCGUCUCAACCGUCUUCAACAAACAUCCCUACACAAAAUGGUAAUGAAUAUAAAUCCAAUGACCCCAACUUUCCUCACCAGCCAGUUUCUUCACAAACGCCCAUUCAACAACCAUCUUCAAACGUGCCAUCGCGCCAGACAUCGUUGAAUAGGAAAAAAGUUAAUGGCAGCGGUGAGAAUAUAUUAUUUUUUGGCAAUAAUAAUCAGAAAUCAUCCUCUUCCAACUACGGUUCAGCACUAGUAUCCCAUUCUAAUAGUGGCGAUGCUCGUGAUGCUCGUGAUCCACGUGAUCUGUAUGACGGACGUGAUGGCCGUGAUGCGAGAGACUUGGUCUCUAAUGCAGCAAUUGGGUCCACAUUACCACGUGGAAAUGCCAGUUUUGACUUGCACUCUGGAAGAACACUCAAUUCACCAAGCCCACCUCCAUUUGAAAGAAUCCCUAGUGGUGUAUCUGUAUUUUCUCCACAAAGUAGCUCUACUAAUAUCAACUCAACAGUAGUACCAAUCAAUAUCAGUCGUCCUGGUAGUACGAAUUCCUCAAGGAGAGGCUCCCUCAAAAGAGCCGCCAAGACAAUAGUCUCAUCUCCCGUUGGUCCGCCAGUCCCUUUUCAAGAAUAUUUGUCCAAGGAAGAUGAUGGCAAAUUCCAUAUAUUAUUAGCUUGCACGGGUUCUGUCGCCACAAUAAAAGUCCCAUUAAUCAUUGACAAGUUGUUUCAGAUUUUUGGUACCAAAAUUGCAAUCCAGCUUGUUGUUACCAAAGCUGCCAGCCAUUUCCUUCGUGGUUCCAAAAUCAAUGCCGACGUGAAAAUAUGGAGAGAUGAGGAUGAAUGGACAAACUAUAGCGAAACAUACGCCACAACAACAAGUACUACGGCUUCAACGAAUCAAAAUCUUUCUGUUGUUGGGAAAAAACCUAAAAACCCAUACGAAAAAUUGAUUCUCCAUAACGAGUUACGUAAAUGGGCCGAUAUAAUGUUGAUUGCGCCAUUAUCAGCAAACACGCUUGCCAAGAUUUCAAAUGGUAUUGCUGAUAACCUUUUAACUUCGAUUGCGAGGUCAUGGUCGCCCACUACAACGUCACAGCAGGUUAAAAAACCACUUAUUGUAGCGCCUGCAAUGAAUACAUUUAUGUAUACCCAUCCAAUCACGGCUAAGCAAUUGGCGAUUAUUAGUUCACCUGAAUUUGGAAUUGAUGUGUUGAAGCCAGUUGAAAAGAUAUUGGUGUGUGGCGAUAUAGGAAUGGGAGGAAUGAGAGAGUGGACGGAUAUUGUAGAUAUAUUGAGACGAAAAGUACUUGCAAUCAAGGCCGAAAGGAAAAGACUUGAUGAGGCAGAAGAUGAUUUGGUUGAAGAAGACGAGGAAGAGGAUGAUGAUGAUGAGGAGGAGGAGGAGGAUGGGGAAGAUGAUUUAGAAGAUGAAGACGAUGAAGGGGAUGAUGAGGAUGACGAUGACGAUGAUGAAGAUGAUGAUGAAGAUGACGAUGAAGAUGAUGAAGAUGAUGAUGAUCACGAUGAAGAUGUUCACGAUAAAGACAACGGUGGUGAUGGUGGGAAAAAUAAAGUUAAAGAAUUCAAAACAAAGAGUAAAGUUGGUGAAUUCGUGAAUGAAGUAAAAGAGACAUUGAGCCCUAUCCUGGAUACCAAGAGUCUUGACUCUAUCGAGUUCAAGACAGACGACGAAGGCAAUGAGGAAUUGAUCUUUGAAGCAGAUGACAAUGAUAACGAGUUGGGGUUAUCACCUUCUUCAUCACAUCGUCAACAAAGGAUAAAAAUCCCAAAAGAAACACAAAAUAUAAUAUAG
Molecule: messenger RNA, 2331 nt
Organism: Lodderomyces elongisporus
Lineage: Eukaryota; Fungi; Ascomycota; Pichiomycetes; Serinales; Debaryomycetaceae
Product: phosphopantothenoylcysteine decarboxylase complex subunit
Exons: 1
Coding region: 1-2331 (776 amino acids)
Biological process (GO): coenzyme A biosynthetic process
Cellular component (GO): phosphopantothenoylcysteine decarboxylase complex
Molecular function (GO): phosphopantothenoylcysteine decarboxylase activity; FMN binding
Source: RefSeq, a predicted model, not a curated record